UCUUUCCUGUGGGCAUGAUAGUCCACCAACAACGUCAUCUUUUUUUUUUAAGUUAACAUUUUGCUUGUUUUUAAAGUAAUGGAUACUUAGUAUUUUACAAAAUGGGCAGAACCAAAAUGUAGAGUGAAAAAAGGUCUCAUUCCUAGUACUACCUCUGGAGAUAAGUUCUGGAAGUGAUAUGCAGAAGACAUUGUAUAGCGAAUACCCCAUCAUUGUAGAGUGUCUGGCAUGUGGCAGGGUGAAAGGAAGUAAUAAUAACUUUAUGGUCCCUUCACAUCCAGAUUCUUUCUUCCUAAGCUCUUUGAGCAAGAGUGUGAUUCUGAUUGUCGCUGCACACUCUUCAGGGUGUCAAACAGCGCCACCAGGAAAGAAAGACCUAACCCCUGGGCCUCCCUCCACAGCAAUGUCGGAGCUCAGCGAUGAAGCCAGUGAGCCAGAACUCCUGACUCGCAGCUUGUCCAUGUGGCAUGGGCUGGGUGCGCAGGUCAGCUGCGAGGAGCUGGCUGUCCCCUUGGAUCUCCACACAGCAGCUUCCAUCGGCCAGUAUGAAGUGGUGAAGGAAUGUGUUCAGCGGAGAGAGUUAGAUUUGAAUAAGAAGAAUGGUGGUGGCUGGACCCCGCUGAUGUAUGCCUCCUACAUUGGACACGAUACCAUCGUGCACCUGCUGCUCGAGGCGGGGGUGAGUGUGAAUGUGCCGACCCCAGAAGGGCAGACUCCACUGAUGCUGGCUUCCAGCUGUGGCAACGAAAGCAUCGCCUACUUUCUCCUCCAGCAAGGUGCUGAGCUAGAAAUGAAAGACAUUCAAGGCUGGACUGCGCUCUUCCACUGCACCAGCGCGGGACAUCAGCAGAUGGUCAAGUUCCUUUUGGACAGUGGGGCAAAUGCCAACGUGAGGGAACCAAUAUAUGGAUUCACUCCUUUGAUGGAAGCAGCUGCAGCUGGCCAUGAAAUAAUUGUGCAGUAUUUUCUGAAUCAUGGAGUCAAAGUGGACACAAGAGACCACAGUGGAGCCACAGCCCGAAUGCUGGCCAAACAGUAUGGACACAUGAAGAUAGUGGGGUUGAUAGAUGCUCACUCCCUUUCUUUGCCCAAGAGCCUGUAUCGGAGCCCAGAAAAAUAUGAAGACCUGAGCUCUUCAGAUGAAUCCUGCCCUGUUCCUCAGAGACAGAGGCACUGUCGGAAGAAGGGCCUCAGCAUCCAUGAGGGGCCUCGGGCCUUGGCCAGGAUCACAGCUAUUGGCCUCGGGGGCAAGACCCAGCCUUCUUGCUACGAGCAGGUGCCUCCACAAGGCUAUGUCACCUUCAACAGCAGUGAUGAGAACCUCCUGGUAGGAGAGGGUCUCUGCUACAGGGAUGUCACCUCCCCCAUCAAUGAUCGGGAUGUGGAAAGCAGCAGCAGCAGCAGCCGGGAAGAGCAGGCCUUCUGUGCCCACCUCGGGGCUGUGCAGAGCAGCAGCAGCAGUGAGGGCCUGGCAAGAGCCCCAGGAAUCAGCAGCGAGGCCUCUUUGGAGAGCAAUGAGGAUUCAGAUAAUGCACAUAAAAGCUCAGUUCGCAAACAUACGAAAACUUAUAUGAAGACCAAGAAUCGCCACAGCAACAGUGAAAACCAGUGGCCUCCCAGCACAGGGACUUCCGGGACAGCCUAUUCGCCAGGAUCUACCUCCCAAACUGAGAGGUUUCCCUAUUCAGGACCCCAGGACCUUGCCACACUGCUAGAACAGAUCGGGUGUCUGAAGUACCUGCAGCUGUUCGAGGAACAGGAUGUGGACCUUCGAAUCUUCCUGACCCUCACUGAGAGCGACCUAAAGGAAAUUGGUGUCACAUUGUUUGGACCCAAGAGGAAGAUGACUUCUGCCAUUGCCCGCUGGCAUAGCAGUGCCCGCCCCCCCAGUGAUGCUCUGGAGCUGGCCUAUGCUGACAGGCUGGAAGCUGAGAUGCAGGAGCUUGCCAUCCAGCUGCACAAACGCUGUGAGGAGGUGGAGGCCAUGAAGGGCCAGGUGUCCCAGGAGCAGGAGCUGCGGGCUGUGGUGGAGAGCUGCCUCCUGGAACAGGAUGGCACCCGCAAGGACAUCUUUGCCCAGCUGCAGGAGACCUGGGCCCUGGCUCAGGACGCUGCUCUCAUCCUAGACCAGCUGCGAGCCUGUCAGGCUGAGCUGUCAGCCCGAGUGAGGCGAGACGAGUUCCCUCUUGGGGCUACCCUGGGCCCAGCCCUCCCCACAGCUGGUAAGGAGAGCAGUGUCCUGGCCCAGGACUGGGCAGAAAUGCCUCCUCAGGCUGGGUUUUACUACUUGUCUCAGCACUUACCACAUUUACACUCCCAGAUCCUUGUGAACACAAUCCCAGACUCCAGGGUGAGGGCAGCCCUGCCCUCCCCAGCUCAUUUCCUUCCUGUCCCUCCUGAUGGUGGGAGGCAAUGCCUUUGGGCUGUGGCUGACUGUUCUGUCCAAGAUCUCAAGUGAUUUCUCCAGCCUCCAGUUGGAGUCUGGGCUGGACUUGCAGACCCCAGAGCACAGCCUCACGGGAGGGUUUCAUUCCUGGGGCUGGGCCCUAACCAGUAGUUAGUGCUUUGGUCAGCAAGCAGAACACAUUUUGAUAUAACAAGGGGGCCACACAGGCACUGACAGCUGUGUGGGUCUCCUGGUCACAGCGGCUCAGCAGAGGCAGGGCUUGUGUGCACACAGGCCACAGGCUCACCCAGCCCUGCCCCACAGAUUCCAAAGACUGGCAGGCCUCCCUGCAAGCCCUGAGCCUCCCUGAACUGUCACAAGCAUUGGAGGAU
Molecule: messenger RNA, 2778 nt
Organism: Phyllostomus discolor (pale spear-nosed bat)
Lineage: Eukaryota; Metazoa; Chordata; Mammalia; Chiroptera; Phyllostomidae
Gene: ANKS3
Product: ankyrin repeat and sterile alpha motif domain containing 3
Exons: 14
Coding region: 179-2458 (759 amino acids)
Cellular component (GO): cilium
Molecular function (GO): protein binding
Source: RefSeq, a predicted model, not a curated record